CUGCCGGGUGAUGAGGAUCAACAGCGGGGAGGUUCCGCCGGGGACGGUGACGGCGAGGCCGGAGUCUCCGCUGUGUCCCGACUCCCCCUGAUGAGCUGUGAGUUUCUUGGUCUCCGAGUCUCUGCGUCUUGCGGCUUUGUGAGUCCCGCAGUUUCGAGUCUCUUGGCGUCUGGGUCCCUGAGCCUUGGGCCCCCGGCGGCUCUCCGAGUCCCCGAGUCUUAAGGGCGCCGGGUGCUGGGGCCGAGCGUUCACGCCGUGGCUGGCGAUGUCGCGCUCCGCGUGGUGGGGUGAGCGGCACCGCGCCGAGCUGGACGCGCUCUUUUUCCCGCGCGGGGCUCUGAGCGGCCUCCCCGAGCCCGGCUCCGCGCGCCACUCCGACUUUUGGCUCUUCCUGGGCCGCUUCCAGGCGCGGCAGGCGAAGCAGGGUCCCCAGGCCGGGCCCGGCUCAGUGACCACGGGUGGCGCGCUGGGUCUCCCCGCCGUCUACGACCGACAACACCGCAUCAACGUGACGCUCGCCGUGCCCGAACUCGCGGAGCGGCUGGCGAGGCCAGCUCAUCGGGGAGGCGGGGACCCGGGUGGGGAGAAGCGCGGUGGCAGGGGCGAGAGGGGAGACCGGGGUGAGAUUGAAGAAAGGAGAUACAGGGGUGAGAGGGGAGAUGGAAGUAACAGGGGAGAGAGGAGCGAGAGAGAUGUCAGGGGUGAGCGGGGAGAGCGGCGCCGGUCCGGACGCUGGGACCAGCGACCUCCAGGCGAGGGGGGUCAGGAGGAGGAGGAGGAUGGCCUGACCCCGGCACGUCUGCGCGAGUUCCAGGCCGUGCUGCUACACUACGUGGACUUCUGCCAGAAGCAGCAGAUGAGCCGCCUGGCCAAGCUGCGGCGGGAUCAGAGGAACCUGCCCAUCCACGAGUACAGGGACCAGCUGGUGGAGCUUGUGCGCGCCCACCAGGUGGUGGUGGUGGCGGGGGACACGGGCUGCGGCAAGUCCACGCAGGUGCCCCAGUAUCUGCUCUCGGCAGGUAUGAGCCGCGUGGCGUGCACGCAGCCGCGCCGCAUCGCCUGCAUGUCCCUCGCCAAGCGCGUCUCCUACGAGAGCCUGGGCGAGCACGGCUCCCAGAUCGGGUACCAGAUCCGCUUCGAGACGUCCAAGACGGCCGCCACCAAGGUGCUUUUCCUCACCGAGGGCCUCCUGCUGCGCCAGAUGCAGACGGAGGGCUUCAUGUCGCGCUACGACGUGCUCAUCCUGGACGAGGUUCACGAGCGCCACCUGCACUGCGACCUCCUGCUCGGCGUGCUGCGGGAGCUGCUGCCCCUGCGAGACGACCUCCGCCUCGUGCUCAUGUCGGCCACCAUCAACAUCCAGCUCUUCUCGCGCUACCUGGGCGACGCGCCCGUGCUGCAGGUGCCGGGCAGGCUCUACCCGAUCCAGGUCAUCUACCGGCCCGUCCCCGAGGAGGAGAAGACGGGCAAGUCGGAGAGGAUCGACCCGCGGCCCUACCUGCGCAUCAUGCAGAGCAUUGACCACAAGUACCCGGCCGACGAGCGCGGCGACCUGCUCGUCUUCCUCAGCGGCAUGGCGGACAUUGCCCGCGUGGCGGAGGCGGCGCAGAGCUACGCGGUGGAGACGAAGCGGUGGAUCGUGCUGCAGCUGCACUCCACGCUGUCCGCGGAGCAGCAGGACAAGGUGUUCGACCUGGCCCCGGAAGGCGUGAGGAAGUGCAUCGUGUCCACCAACAUCGCCGAGACGUCCGUCACUAUCGACGGAGUGCGCUUCAUCGUGGACUCGGGCAAGGUGAAGGAGAUGAGCUACGACCCCAAGGCUAAGAUGCAGCGGCUGCAGGAGUUCUGGAUCAGCCGCGCGAGCGCGGAGCAACGCAAGGGCCGUGCGGGGCGCACGGGGCCCGGGGUUUGCUUCCGCCUGUACGCCGAGUCGGAGUACGACGCCCUGGAGCCGUAUGCCGUGCCCGAGGUCCAGCGCGUGCCACUUGACUCGGUGGUGCUGCAGAUGAAGAGCAUGGGGCUGGGAGACCCACGCUUGUUUGGGUUCCUGGAGCCACCCCCGGCUUCCAGCCUGGAGACGUCCAUGCAGUUCCUGCAGGAGCAGGGAGCACUGGACGAGCAGGAGGAGCUCACGCCGAUCGGGCGCGUCCUGGCCACGCUCCCACUGGACGUGCUCACGGGGAAAAUGCUGCUCGUGGGCUGCGUGCUGGGUGCGGUGGAGCCGGUGCUCACCAUUGCGGCCGCCAUGAGUGUGCAGUCGCCCUUCCACCGCAACGCCCACACGAACCCCGACUGCUCCCGCGCACGCCGCUCGCUUGAGAGCGACCACGGCGACCCGCUCACCCUGCUCAAUGUGUUCAACGAAUGGGUGCAGGUGAAGUCGGGCGGUCAGGUGCCAUCACGCAAGUGGUGCAAGAGGCACGGACUGGAGGAACAGCGCCUCUACGAGAUCGCCAACCUGCAGCGCCAGUUCAAGGAGCUGCUGGUGCAGUUCGGGCUGCUGGGUGGCGGGGAGGAGCCCGUGCGGGACAGCGUGCAGCGGGUGCGGCAGCAUGGGGAGCGGCGCCGCCUGCACCAGCUGCGGCGUGAGCACGAGCAGCGCGGCCCCCAGAAGCGCAAGCUGCUGCGGCUGCAGGACGGGGGCCUCGAAGAGGAUGACGGCGGCGAUGACGGGGAAGACGACGGCGCCAGCGGCUCCAGCAAAACCAUCGACAUCCAGGACGUCAAGUUCAAGCUGCGCCACGACGUGGGCCGCCUGCACGCGUCCUCGCAGAGCUCGCGGGGGCUGUCACGGCGCCAGCUGAGCGUGCUGAAGAUGGUGCUGUGCAGUGGCCUGUACCCCCAGCUGGCAAUCCCCGAUGAGUGCAACGCUGCCAGGAAGGACUCGGAUCAGGUGUUCCACACGAGGAGCAAGCCGUUCGUCGUGCUGCACCCCACCGCGGUGUUCGCCAACAGCCCCGAGCUGCUGGCCCCACCCGAGGAGCGCGAGGACACGCGUCCCGUGACGGCGGCGCCACGGAAGUCCGGGCAGAGCCACCGGCACCAGCUGCUGGCGUACGCCUCGCUGCUGGAGACGACCAAACCCUACCUGGUGAACAGCAUGCGCGUGCCGGCGCUGCAGGCCCUUCUGCUGUUCGCGCGCUCGCUGGACACGAGCGCCGACUGCCGGCGCGUGGUGGCCGACGGCUGGCUGGAGCUGUCGCUGGGGGACGCCGAGCAGGCGCAGCAGGUGCUGUGGGCCGCAGUGCAGCAGCGCGAAUCCUGGGAGCGGCUGCUGCGCUCACACCUGCUGAGCGGGGGCGCCGUGGCGACGCGCGGGGUGCAGCUGGGCCCCAGGCUUGAGCCUCAGGCCCAGGCUCGGCUCAAAGAGACGCUCACUGAGCAGCUGGCGGAGUUCCUCGAAUCCAAGGUGGAAUACACUAUGCGCCGGCUGGGUGGGCUGGAGAUGAAGACGCUGUACGUGGGGCCAAGCGAGGCCGUGAACGCAGAGCCCGAUGGGCCGGGCCUCUUCCCCAUGGCCCAGAGUCGGCCCCACGCCACCAAGGGCGGUGUCGCCGUCAACUCCUACCUCACCUACGGCUGCCUCCUGCGUGACGACAUUUGGCCGCAGGAGGGUUCGGACAGCAUGUACGGCGAGUGUCUGCGAGUCUUCUGGACGUGUCCGCGCUGCGAGCUGCACAUGCCGCUGACGCCGCUCGAGAGGCUGCAACACAGCGACGCGUGCAGCCGGGGGGCGGAGCAGCAGGAGGGUGCGAGCGCAGCCGCCACUUCCCAGGGCCCCGGGUGCACGGGGACAAUGCCCGCACGCCUGCAGCAGCUCUACCACUGCGACGAGUGUGGGCAGGACCUGCAGCUCGCCCCCACGGAGAUCCUCAAGCACAAGAGGAGCCACAAGGAUGGCAGCGGACACAGCACCUAGAGCUCGGGCCGCGAACGCCCAUCCGGUCAAAUGUGCGGAGGCGGCUCGUGAUUCCACGCCAGGAUAGGGAAAGCAACUGCAACAUCCAGAACAGAAUGUGGCCAAACCUCGACUGUCGCCAGAGUUGUCGAGAAGUAAGAGGAACGCUGUUGUCAGCCUGGUUUUUAUUUAUUAUGAAAAGUCAUUUUUUUAUACAAAUGCAGCUGUGUAUAUAGAUGUGAACCUCGCAUGUGAAAGACUGAUAAAAGAAACAUCUGUGAUAAGAAGCCGUGCAUCUCGUAGUCGUCGCGGUAACCUCGUGGUGUCACCACUGUAUGCACGCCGAACUUGUCACACGGUAUGCAACUAACCACGCUGAGGUGAGGGUAUCAGGCUCUUGGCCUGGGGAAAAGGUUCUUGCCGGGGGAGUUCAUGCCUUACCUAAUUGUGGAACAAUCAACCUCCACACAAUCGCCAUGUUAAGCAACACUCUUAUAGCACGUGACAAUUCAACUUGCUUGGCUAUGUCAGGUGGUGGAGGGGUUUCAUGACAAAAAUUUUGCCAGAUCAUUGUGGCCUAAGCCAAAAAUCUAUUCUGGAUUGUGAUAUUGGCUGCGAAACCCCACGUGUUAAGUAGAUGAAGCCUGUUUUGUACUACUGCUGCCUUGUUCACUGAGCACAGAGCUGGUAACGCUAGAUCAUACGGACAGAUGCUGGUUUGCAAGCGUCUGGCUUCUUGCUCUGACGAAAAAAUCAAUAACGCAAUCAUAGCACACGCAUCACAAGCUUUCCCGAGUUGCCACCUUUCUCCGUGCCUCCCUCCGCCUGAGGGCACCGCUGCGUCUCUCGGUGGCCCGAGCAUACCGUUGAACCCCCGCAGCCUGGCGACGCCGGAGAUGGAUAUUGCGAUCGUUAACGCGCCCCUGGAUAUCGAAUUCAUCAGCUCCGGCUGCUUGCCGCUUGCGCACUGCCUAACGAUGACCACAUGCUGCCACGUCCCGACGCCAGCCGAUUUCGGCGGCGGCUCCAAGGGGUGGUUCGUGUAUCCCAACAGCUUGUGGACCUCUACGUCACCCCGCCAUUUUCCUACGCUCAAUAAACAUCUUUUCAAAGUG
Molecule: messenger RNA, 5013 nt
Organism: Petromyzon marinus (sea lamprey)
Lineage: Eukaryota; Metazoa; Chordata; Hyperoartia; Petromyzontiformes; Petromyzontidae
Source: RefSeq, a predicted model, not a curated record